Rosa rugosa (rugosa rose) is the source of this 1371-nucleotide messenger RNA. RefSeq lists its product as uncharacterized. The record is from RefSeq and is a predicted model, not a curated record. Lineage: Eukaryota; Viridiplantae; Streptophyta; Magnoliopsida; Rosales; Rosaceae. The transcript has 3 exons. The coding region runs from base 252 to 887 and encodes 211 amino acids.
GUCCUCCAUAACCACCGCAAACAAGUUUGCAGUGUGGUUUUCGGAGAUGAGAGUACGGAUGGGAGAUGUGGGGCCCUCACGCGUUGCAAAGGCGUGUCGCCCGACAACCACUACCUCUCCCUGUCUCUCUCUCUCCCUCCCUAUAUAUAUAAACCCACAAUUUGUCUCUCACCGUCUCACAAUUCAAAAGCAAAUUUUCUCUGUUCUUCUUCCCCUCUACCUCACCGAGUCCUCUCUCUCUCUCUCAACCUAUGGACGCCGCCUCCAUGUCUCUCGAUUCCCCCCGCACUCCCCCACGCUCACGCUCGUCCCUGAUGGAGGAUGAUGCUGAGGUGGACGCUCAGAUUUUAUGUCUGAGCCAGGGCUUGGGCCACAUCGUCCAAACCGUUGAGCAUCUCCGUCGGAGCACUGAAGCUCGCCGCCGUCGCCUCUCGGUCUCUCCAACUGCGCCACCACCACUCGCAUCUCCCUUGGUUCUUGAGCUAAUUGCACAGCAAGCGACGGAUCUGGACAAGCAUAUCCUUCACCUGAAGGCUUCGCUGGACAUCGGCAUUCUCCAAGGAGGCGUGACACCACUCACACUUGCCCCCCUUCCUGCGGUGAGGCUGUGGACCAGUUUCUUCGCUGUUCAGUGCGACAUGAAUUUGCUGGGCGAGCUGCUAAGCCGUCUCAACGCUGGGACUGUUUUCGUUGCGGAGGACGGGACUCCAGUGGUUUACCAGACUGUUGGAAAUAUCGAAGAUGUCCAGUUGCUGAAGAGGCUGAGUGACGGUGGCUUCUGCACUCCACAUGCCAGCUGCCGAGAUUUUCUUACCAACGCAGAGUUUGCUGCCAUCCAUGAGUUUGCUGCCAUCCAUGACUUACUCAUGGAUAGGUGCCAGCACUAAAUACCAGGAUCUUUGAUCGGGGAAGCUAGUGUAUCAAGGCCUCUCUGAUGCUGGUCUCUACACCGUCUUCAACUCUUCAUCCACUUACCAACUGCUUUUGUUGCUUCUGCUUCCCAAUUUUUGUGGCAUUAGCGUCUCGGUCACCCUUCUGCAAAGAUGCUUCAUCAACUCACCUCACAAAAUCAUGUUCGGCUUUUAGGUUCUAGCUCUAGUAGUUUUUGUUCAGAUUGUCAACUAGGUAGGAGAUAUGAGCUGUCUUAUGAAUAGAUGACAGUAGGACUUCAUGCCUAUAACUGUGAAUGAAUAGUGGAUGUGCUUCAGCCUUACAUACUGAAUCAUGGUGACUCUAAGCUAGCUUUUCGGCUACUUGUUCAUGAAUCUAUAUGUCAAACAGUAAUUUUUCUGUUCUGGUUACAAGUUUGCAUUGCAUAUCUGCUCUUAACUUGAGAUGCUUUUGAGAAAUAUUUCUAAUCACUGUUCUUCC